Messenger RNA from Pieris brassicae (large cabbage white), 986 nucleotides. RefSeq lists its product as uncharacterized. Lineage: Eukaryota; Metazoa; Arthropoda; Insecta; Lepidoptera; Pieridae. The transcript has 3 exons. The coding region runs from base 153 to 986 and encodes 277 amino acids. The record is from RefSeq and is a predicted model, not a curated record.
CUUUAACAUUAUAACAAUAGGCUAUUGUCUUGUUCUCACAUCGGACGGGCAUUCCUUAGCGUCACGUUACGCGUAUUGUUAAGUGUAAGCGGAUCUACAUAGAAAUUGUUAUAUUUUAUAACUUUAUUAAUUCAUAUAAUUAAAUUCAAAAUAUGUCGCUAUUAGAUUCACCGCAUUUUAAAAUUUUGGUAGAUCUUAUUCCCAAAUAUGACGGAACUAAGAAAUUACUUAAUUUUUAUAUUAGAGAGGUAGAAAAUGUUCUCGAACAAAUAGAAGUCGCGGGGAGGAACCAUCCCACAUUGCUUAGCGUAAUAAAAAGUAAGUUGAGCGGUGCGGCUGUAGAGGCAAUCGCUUAUGAGACUAACUUAGAUACGUGGAACAAUAUAAAGACAGCUCUUAUUCGUCGCUUGGGCGAACCUCGCAACGAAAUUCAAGUAAUGCAGGAGCUUACGAGGUCGCGUAAAUUUAAAAAUGAGAACGCCGAGUCCUUUGGCAAACGACUUCGUGAGUUACUGGACACCCUGUUAUCUAUAGGAAACCAUGCUAAUAAAGGUUAUUACGAGGAAAUGGUAAUUGAACAGUAUGUUAAUAAUCUAGAUUUCCAUGUUUCAUUAGGCGUUAGAAUAGCGAAACCAGAUACACUAGAAAUGGCGAUAGUGGCAGCUAGACAGGAAGAAGCGCGACUUGCUCUUAACAAGCCGGGCCCUUCGACAUUCUAUAACGUCUACAGGACGAAAGCGAUGUCGAGCCAAAUUCUUGUCAGGAGGAAGCCGAAUACAACCCGGAUUUUCACGAAGCUCAGGGAGAGGAAGAUCGGAGGUAGUGAAAAUCAACGUCCAAAAUACCGACCAUCUACCGUACAUAGAGCUGCCGGAGUUUCAAGGAUCCUCAUCGCAGGAGCAAUCAUGCUCUGUUCAAGAGGUGACGUAAUCCUUAAUCCUGUUAACAACAAUCCUGGAAUCCUUUUGCUUAAACAAGGGCGGUGA